Messenger RNA from Mercurialis annua (annual mercury), 1965 nucleotides. RefSeq names its product glycerol-3-phosphate acyltransferase 1. Gene Ontology annotation, biological process: cutin biosynthetic process. Gene Ontology annotation, cellular component: membrane. The record is from RefSeq and is a predicted model, not a curated record. Gene Ontology annotation, molecular function: glycerol-3-phosphate 2-O-acyltransferase activity; phosphatase activity. Bases 234 to 1859 code for a protein of 541 amino acids. The transcript is spliced from 2 exons. NCBI's taxonomy places the organism in Eukaryota, Viridiplantae, Streptophyta, Magnoliopsida, Malpighiales, Euphorbiaceae.
ACUGCAUGCAAUUAAUGCUAGCGGUGUGUCUAACCAAACCCAAAUUCACUAGUCAACUUCUCCCAUUUUUACACUAUAAAUAUUCUCUCUUCAUUCGUUCUCUUUUAUUCACACUCUGCGUUCUCUCUCUAAAAUCUUUCUCUCUCUAUAAUUACUCCUCUGUCCCUCUUCGUCUUCCUCCAUAUCUCUGCUUCUGAUCAUAGCUGAAACAAUUCUGAAACAGUACUGAAACCAUGGUGCUUCAAAUGGUGAUUCUCAAGCUUGCUGACUGGGUUUUAUACCAGCUUCUAGCUAACUCAUGCUAUAGAGCUGCAAGGAAGAUGAGAAGCUAUGGCUUUUUACUAAAAAACUCAUCUCUGAAACCCUCACAACAGACCACUCAAACGUUAAUUCCUAGCGUUAGUAAGUGCAGUUUAGAGAAUAGAGAGUCUGACUCAGUAGUUUGUGACAUUGAUGGUGGCUUGUUAAGAACCAGUUCUUUUUUCCCUUUUUUCAUGUUAGUUGCUUUUGAAGGUGGCAGCUUAAUUAGGGCAUUAUUACUGCUAUUAUCAUGGCCUAUACUGUUUGUUUUGGACUAUGAGAUACAGUUAAGGGUAAUGAUUUUUAUAACUUUUUGUGGGCUUAAGAUUAAGGAUGUUGAGUGUGUGGGAAGGGCAGUUUUGCCUAAGUUUUAUUUGGAAAAUCUUCAUCUUCAAGCUUAUGAGGUUUUAGCUUCAACUGGGUCUAAGUUUGUUAUUACGAGUAUACCUAGAGUUAUGGUUGAAGGGUUUCUUAAGGAAUAUUUGAGUGUUAAUAAAGUUAUGGGUACUGAAUUGCAUUUUGUUGGAAAUUAUUUCACUGGGUUUUUAUCUAAUUCUGGUUUGCUAGUGAAACAUAAAGCUCUUAAAGAUUGGUUUGGAGAGAAAAUUCCUACAAUUGGCCUUGGAACUUCAAGAAUCCAUGAUCAACUAUUAAUCUCCCUUUGCAAGGAAGCUUAUGUGGUGAACAAUAAGGAAGACAACAAAAACACAUCAAAUUCAGUAAUGACAAGAGACAAAUAUCCAAAACCACUGAUAUUUCAUGAUGGGAGAUUAGCUUUUUUGCCGACUCCAUUAGCAACUCUUGGAAUGUUCAUGUGGUUACCUUGUGCUAUAAUUCUUUCUAUUUUUAGAAUCUCCAUUGGUGUUUACCUUCCUUACAAAUUAGCCCUAUUUUUAGGCGUUAUGAGCGGUAUAGAAAUUAAAACCAAAGGCCUUAACCCUUCAAACUCAAACUUAUUUCACAAGAAAGGUGUUCUUUAUGUCUGCACACACAGAACAUUAUUAGACCCGGUCUUUCUAAGCACAUGUUUAGGUAAACCAUUGACUGCUGUUACCUAUAGCUUAAGCAAAAUGUCUGAACUAAUUGCACCUAUUAAGACAGUUAGGCUGACUAGAGACAGAAAAAUAGACGGUGAAACCAUGCAAAGACUGUUAAACGAAGGUGAUUUAGUAGUGUGUCCUGAAGGAACUACAUGCAGAGAGCCAUAUUUGCUGAGGUUUAGUUCAUUAUUUGCAGAAUUAGCCGAUGAGAUCGUUCCGGUUGCGGUAAAUACUAGUGUAACUAUGUUUUAUGGCACGACAGCAAGCGGGUUAAAAUGUUUGGAUCCAAUUUUCUUCAUGAUGAACCCUAGACCGAGCUACCAUAUUCAAAUUCUUGAGAAAUUGCCGAGUGAACUUACUUGUGCUGGGGGGAAAUCUAGCUGUGAAGUUGCUAACUAUAUCCAAAGAAAACUUGGUGAUGCGUUGGGGUUUGAGUGUACUACUCUUACAAGAAAAGAUAAGUAUUUGAUGUUGGCUGGAAAUGAAGGAGUUGUUCAGGAAAAACAAAGGAAACAUUAGAUAGAUAUAUAAAUAUGUCAUUAAUUAGCAGGUGGUUUUUAUUUUAUUUUAUUUUAUUUGUUUUUAUAAAGAGUUAAUAUUAUAAAUAUAUCAUACUGUUUUGGGA